Xyrichtys novacula (pearly razorfish) is the source of this 15193-nucleotide messenger RNA. NCBI's taxonomy places the organism in Eukaryota, Metazoa, Chordata, Actinopteri, Labriformes, Labridae. The record is from the annotation of a GenBank genome assembly.
AAACUCCCCUGGUGCUGAAAACCCGAGUCAGACAACAAGAGAGGCUCUGAGACUCAGUGAGCUUACAGGAAGACUGAUUUCACUUUGAAAAAACUGCAACUAAAGAGUGCCGUAAAAUGUGUAAAGGAUUAGCUGCUUUACCCCAGACCUGCCUGGAAAGGUGAGACCUGUAUCCUCAUUUUACCUUUCCUGUCGACUCCUAACGCUGAGUGAUUUUGAUGCAGAACUUUGUGUUUAUUCAACCCUUUUAGAAAACAGAUCAAAGAGGAAAACUGUGAUCAUCAGGUCAAGAGUUUCCAUCUCUGAAAGCUUUAGUCUUUAAAGCUUCAAUUUGAGAACUUUUGAAUGAAGUUUUAUAUAUAAGAUGUUAUAUAAAACUUGUUAAGUUUUGAUAUAAGAUGUUUCUUGUCCCUGCUCUCUUCCAACCAAUGUAAAAGAAAUGUUGCAAUGUGACAUGAUAUUGUCAAACUUGGCUGGAAAUUAAUAAAAAGAACAGACAGAAAGUUUUUGUGUCCUAGAAAAGCACGAGAAAGCAGAGUUUAAGACCUGAAGAUUAAGUUUUCUCUCUGUUAGCCCAAUUUGAAAGCAUUUACUUCAGUAUUUCUUUUCCUACAUAUAAUGAUCAUUCAUUUUCUGUAUUGUGUUUUCUUCUGCGUGAGCUCUCAUACGUUAAUGUAGAUUGGAAAGGUGUUAAACUUAGAAUUAAAAACUAUUUCCAACUUAAUGUCCCUGUUUUGAAUCCCUACUGUGUAAAGAAAACACUUUCUCAACUUUCUUUGUAAUCGAUGUAAUCCUGUUUAAAUUUUAAUAUCAACACAAACUUUAAAAAAGAUUGAAAAAACCCUUUAUUUAGUUCAUUUAUUAAUAAAAGUUAAUGGAAAGUGUAAAACUUUGUGAUGCUGAAUGUGAGACCUCAUCUAAAAAUAUGGUCUUUAAAAUUGAAAGCCUCACUCCUAAUGACAUCAACUUUUUUCUGUUUCUGUUCCCUCUAUUUUUAAAUAAUCCAACUUGUUUAAAAAGAAUUUCAAGAGUUUUUUAGAGAAUAACUUUUUAGUUUUAUCCAUAUAAGUAAUCUCAGUGUCAUGUGUCAGUACAAUUCACCAGAAACACAUUAGCGAGAGCAUCGUGAAAGCUCAGUAAACAGUUUUCCCUUUGUGUCGAGGCAGUUUAAACAACCUCUCUGUCUGUUUUCUGUCUCUCAGAGCAAAGGAGAUCAAGUCCAAGCUCGGAGUUUUACUGCAGAAGCCCGAAAAUGCCAUCGACCUCAUCAUCCCGUACCCCGAGAAGGUCGAGAAGAAGCCGGAGAAGCUGCAGAAGUGAGUCAACUUUUCUGCCUCAGUCUCACGGGGGAUGAGUUUUAGAGCUGUGGGGGGAUUUGUUUGUAAGAGUGUCAACCAGAUGAGUGAUUGCGAAGUGGAAGAGCCAUCUGCAGGGACAAGAUGUGGAAAUUAGAGGGCAUUAAAAACCUAACCAAACCUCACCUAGAAGUAUUUUCCAGAAGCUUUUUAGGUCAGCAGGCUUUGGCUGAGCCCUAAAUUUGUUCUGGUGUUGUAUAACUUCCUCUAUUUUUAAUUGCCGUCCAAUAUUUGGACAGUAAAUCACUCUUGAUAGCUUGAAGCCCAACCAGCAACUUGAAUUGUUUCCUAUAUCUUUAUUUUCUCCCAGGAUGUUGAGAUUAUCAAAGCGCUUUAAGUUAUUUAUGGACCGAUUUUAAACCACUGGUUUGAUCCACCUUGAUUUAUAAUAAUGGCAAAUAUGUCAUUCAACUUUUCCACUUUAAAAUUGCAUUUAAACGGGUCAGCCAUGGGAGGUCAUCUGCGUGCUUGGGAUAAAAACAGAGAAAAGCCUUCAAACUUCCAAACUAGAAAUAAGCUCCUCUUUUAAUUUUGUCCUCAAAAGUAAAAGAAAAAAACAUGCAAUUUUAAAAUGUGAAUAUUUUCAUUAAAAAGUUUCCAAGUUCGUGUCUAAAUGUCCGCUUUGAUUUGCAUGAAACACACCAGAAGUAAUUUAUUCACUCUGAAUGUCUCCCAGACUUCAAUCUUGCUGCAGAGAUCAAACAAUGCUGUCUAACAUCAAAAAGUACCUUUGAAUCUUUAAAGCUUGUUAUUUGAAGGUUUUUCGGAAAGUCUGGGAGUUUCACUGCGAUUAUUCUCGAUAACAAUGAAAACAUCACGUAACAGGGAAAAACACAUUUUUCUAGGAAAUCAAAAACACUGAUUUGUAAUUUGGUAAAGUUUUAAACCUGCUGUUGGAUCCACUUCAAGAAUCCUUCCUGUCACGUCUCAUACGCACAAGAACUGGAAAAAGUUCAGGUGUUAAUUUUAAAACAGGAUACCAUCCACAGAGCCUGUAGCAAACUUCAGUGUUUCAGAUUACAUUUCCCAAGCAGGGUGGUGCUUUUUAAUUUGUUCUACGUGAGAAACCUGACUGAACUAAGGUACUUUGUGUGCAGGCCCUCUGCAGAGGAAGCGGCUCAGUGGCGUGAGGGUCUGGACCGUGUCCUGAACAACAAUUGUAAGUCUACUGAUUUCUUUGUCUUCCACUCACUUACUCUCACGUUUUCACACUCAUGCACACACUUUUUUUUGCACUUUUUGUACAUAGUGACAUGCCCAGCCUGCAUGGGUGACAUGCCCAGCCUACAUGACGCCAUGAAUUAAGAGUCCAGGGUUGGCAUGAAUACCAGGUCAAUAUUACAGAACAAAAGAAGAAAUCAUACACUCAUUAAAAAGACUUUGUUGUCUGCCUUUUUUGGGCAAAACUUGCAAACUCGAACACACCAAACUUUAACAACCAGUCCAGUUUUUGCUCAUGUGGCAACCAGAUUAUUAAGGCUUCGAUUUCAUGAAAAGAGAACUGUUUUUGGUGGCGACUAAAGAUCUCUGGCUUCUAGACAAACAAGAUGUUAGUUUAGAAGCUGGUCAGGAUUAAAAUUCUGUUUAUUUUGAUAUAUGUCACUGUUUUUUUUUUAAUAGAUUGUCCAGUAGGUUGCUAACUGAAGUAAAUGUGUCAAUGAAUUUACUACCUUGUUGGCUUUUCAUCCGCUCACCUUAUUUAUUUUGUAGGUGGAGGCGAACUGUUUGUCUUAAUUAUAAUGACAGCGGCUCAUAUUAAAAAAACAAAACAUCCCCAACGGGACGUUAGGUAGAUAGAUGGGUCAACCAAAGCAACACUUUUAGCCUUGAGAUGUUUAUCAGUGUUUCGUGUGACGCCCAAAGUCAACCGACGGUUGGCGUUACAUAAUCUAAUUGCACAUAUAUAGGCUGAACACCAGUCUUAUGUAACUAAGAAAAAUAACCUUUUUUUUUCUGAACCUAAAUAUGUAGAUGGUGCGAGGGACAAGUUCAUGAGAAAGAGAUUACUUUUUUGUGUGGGCGCCAUGCAUUCAAUUUUUCCUGUGACUACAAAAUGAAGCGUGGUUUACUCCCAAAUUUCCCGAACAGCUUUUUUUUUUUUUUCCCCGCUUGUUAACAACAUCUUCCGCACAUCUUUAUUCCCCUGAAGGAUGCACACUUAUUUCCCCCAAGAUAACAUCCCUUUGUCCAACUCCAGGAAUAGAGCACAUUUCACCUGUUAGGUAAGCGUAUUUCUGAAACGGCAAAGUGUCCCCGCUCUGUUGACUUCAUCAGAAGACAACAAUCAGAGCGUCAUUUUUUUUCUUUUCACUGCUGCGUUCUUUCUUAUAUAACAGCUGGCACUUUAUCCACUCCAAAAGCAGACAACAGGUCUUCUCUGAGCUCUGCUGUCUGUUAACUUGACUUAUUUAACAGCUACAGUGCAGCUGGAAGGGUCUGGUUUCCAUAACGACAUUGUAGCGACUUAUAUAACUCGUAUAAGAAAACCUGUGAACCGCCAAAAACCACAUUGUGCACUUUUAAUGAACAACUUUGAUAACAUUUGAUUUUAAUGUUCCCCUUACAUACAUUCUUUUAAAGUCAUUAAGAUUAAGUUGACUUUUUAAAGUGGCGGCUAAUAACUGCUGGUUUCCACUCUAUCUAUCAAAUGUGAAGAUAGAGGUGAAGCAAAAUGAAUGUUGCAGAAUAAUUUCGUCGACUUCUGCAGCUUGAAAAAACUCGGUUAACUCCAUCUGCUCCAAAGCUGACGUCCUUCUUUUUACCCAAAGCAGCCCGGGUAAAACCAGACGGACUUUAGGGUUUUGUCUGAGUUGAGCAUUGAGAAAGUUAUUGAGACUUUGUAUCUUUGAGGCACGCCUUUAGUUUGGUUACCUCAUUUGUUUCUUCUGGCUUUAUUGAUUUGUACAACCGAGUGUCGUCUGCAUAACAGUGAACAUUUACCAAGUGUUUCCUCCUGGUUUUUACACAGAGGAGGCAUGAACAAAGUGAAGAGAACCGGUCCGAGCACUGAACCUUCCCACUGAGCAAUAGACGGCUAUUAGACGUCGAGUUUUUUUAGACCUAAUUUCAACCGUCUAGAUUCUGUAUAUUUUUAGACGUUGCACUUUAACCCAUUAUUUGACAACUAUUUAUUUCUAAAAGCAACUGUGAGUUUUAUAACUGAUCUCCAAGUACCUAACCAAAAUAAUUAUGAUAGCCAUUGAGCGAUAUGGAGUGUAGUAUAGAUAUAGCCCAGAAUCAGACCAGUCUUCUAGGCUACAUUUAGACGUCUAUUAGACCUCUUUUAGACCAACAAAUGCUCAGUGGGUUAUGGGACACCGUAGCUGACUUUGGUGUGCUCUGAGAAUGAAUUAUUAUUAAUGUGGAUAAAGUGGUUCCUGCUAUGCAACCAUUUUUUAGAUUGGUAGUCUGUGAAAGUCUACAUAUUCUGGAUCAGGCUACACAUGUACAGAAAACAAAUCAAGAGGUUAAGCAUUGUCCACAGGGGGCGCCAAAAUCAACACAAAUGACAGACUCCUCAAAGGAGCAUUGGGUUCCUACACAAGUGUGGAAAGUAUGGAAAUAAAUUUGAUCAAUUUUCAGGUCUUAAAAAGUAUGGAAAAUUAAAAACAAAGUACGGAAAAAUACUGAUGUUUCCAGACUAUUACCACAGUUCUAAAAUAUUGUUUUCUAAAAUAGAAAAGUAGGUAUUUCCAGAAAGAACUCUGAAAAAUAGGGUAUGGAAAAGUAUAAAAAUUCGAACUGCAUAGGAACCCUGUUUUAGUCUAUUUUUAGUCACUGCCCUGUGAGGUUACAGGAGUUAUCAUAUUGUUGACUUUUUGAGACUAAUUUUUUACUUUUUUAAUCAAAUUUUGCCGCUGAGGUGCGAUUGCACGUCACGGGAACUAAGCAGCCUCCUGGUUUGCUUCACUGUCCACAUGGAUGUAAAUCAGAUCCACUUUGAAGAAAUCCAGGAUCGCAUUUCUUAAAGAGCAUCCUGCAAAUGUUAAACCAUUACAUAAUCUUUGCUCCUGUGUGAAAAAAAUAACUUUUCUAUCACAACACAUACCAGACCUGGGACUCCUGGCUGGACUGUUUACUUCACAGAGAGCGCAGAGAGCCUGGAGACUGAUGAUUAACUCUGAUAGUUGAUGCUGUUCAGCCGUGUGUGUGUAAACUCUGCUGCUAAUAAGUCACUUGAGUUUCCCCCUGAGCAUCAAAACAGAAGCAGGUACAGAUGAUUCGGAGCGGCUGAUUCAUGCAGACACACAUUUUUCGGCACAGCUAAGUGGGUGGUUGGAGACCUUUUCUUAAGAGGCUCCUUCAGCUCAGUCCGGCACAGAGAGAUGUACGAUCCUCGAGUGUUUGCAUGCCUACAUGAUUGUGUGUUUGCAUGCAUGUGUGGUUGUGUGUAUGUAUUGGCCCCCAGAGGUUAUGUGUUAUGGUAACAUCUCCAGGGAACGGUCAAACUGAAUGCACCAGAGUUGAUUUAUUGCCGAGGUGCUGCGCCGUUAAUAUUUAUCAACAUGAUAUUUUACAUUAACGUUUUCUUCCUCAUUAACUCUCAUGGGAUUCUCAGUGACUUAUUACCUCUGAGAUUUAUGGUCACUUCAGCUUCUAUAUGCUAAAAACUGCAUCAAAACAAGUCAUGUACUGUACAUUAUGCAACAGGAUAAGACAGUUAUGUUUUCUCUUUUCUGCAGAGGGUUUAUUUGUACAGCUUUGCAAAUCCGGGUCAAUUAUUGUUAAACAAAGGAAUAAAAAAAAGUGCACAAUGAAAACGGAAAAGGGCCUCGGUUUCUACAAGUUUUUCCCUCAGUCAUCAGCGCACGGUCCAGUGAGCCCUUUGUGCACCUCCCUGUACUGAAGGUCUUUGAAAACCCUUAAAAAAACUGCAGCCUGAUUGCGACUCUGUGCUAUUUUCAACCAAAGUAGCUGCUCAGAUCGGAGAUAAAAGCCUGAGUGAGUGCUUAUCAUCAGCAGCAUAUGCCCCUCCAGACAAUGGGACUCUUGGAGGCUUUAUAUCAGAUCACAAUGGUCCUUACUGAAAAGAGUGGCUGUUUUUAUCAAGAGCUUUUUCUUGGAUCCUUAUCUUUGGGUGACUACUGAUCUUUAACACGUCUCUGACACAUAUUCAAAAAAGGAAAUUGAGGUUCAAUAAUGUAGUUUUGAUUAGCUCUGUUGUUUGCAAUGAUUUUUGUGCAUGUGUGCAAGAAACUUUCCACUUUUGACUGAUUUCUUCACAGACCUUCAUGUCUUUUUUUGUUCAAAGUCUCUUAAAUGUUCAACAUCCAUCAUUUCUUAAUGCACAGUUUCUUUGCUAGUGACUGGUCCACAAAUUAAGAGUAAUGCUAAAAGUCUUGUCCAGGUUGUCAACAGAUACUGCUACGAGAAAGGUAAUGCGUUCCCUAGAGGGGAAGACAGGGGCUGUGUCCAAAAUGGAUCCCUAACCCUGAUGUAGGCGAAUAUAUGGGGGUUAGCGCCAUUUUGAGGGGUGUGCAAAACCUGAGUGAUGAGUUCCAAUGCCCCACAUAGGCGACUCAAAAUUCCCAUAGAGCAUUGCAAAAUGUAGUGACCAUCCGACAGUCACUCAUCGAUGGUGGGCAUCCCGUCACACAUUGCGUCUCCAGCGGCAGUCUGAGCUCACUACAUAGUCAACUAUCUAGUAAAACCCCAUAUGGGGGUUAGGGGUUAGGGAUUGAGUGAUUCAUUUCGGACACAGCAAGGGACUUUAUACACACUGGGGAAUGAGCAACAGGUGAGGCAGGCGAGACACAGGUGAAACUCAUGGGUGAUUAACAAAAGGAGUGAAAACUAGGGAAGUAAAACCAGACUAGAAACACAAGGAAUCAGCUACUACAAAACAAACAAAACAAACUUCUAUAAAAUAACACUGAAAGCUGCUCUAAAGAAUAAAACACAGAGAACAGGAAGGAAACAGGGUCAAACACAAACUGAGAACUCACAAGAUUGGACUACAGGAACACUGGGGAAAAUACAAAGAAAAUAGACUCAGAAAACAUAACCAGGGAAAAAUUAGAUCAACAGAACACAACAUGACAAAUACGUGGAUCCCAUGACAAUGGUAAUUUCAGAGCCCCAUUUGCACAUGUGUAUUGUGUUUCCACGUCAGAAUCAUUUUUAUACAAAGGAAAGACUUUUCUAUUUUUUAUAAUAGGGCUGGGAUCAGAAUUUGUUCGUGCCAUGUGAUGUAAAUGCGCUCCUUUGUGUUUGAAAUGGCACAUAGAUGCAGAUGAGCGUGGUCUAGACCUGCUCUUGUUCUUUAAAAAGCGUCUUGAGAUGACGAAUGUUGUGAAUUGGCGCUAUAUAAAUAAAAUUUGAUUGAUUGAUUGAGAUGUGAUUCAAAGAGUGUCUUUUGUUUUUUAGGGUUCAGGUUCGGUUUGGGUUAAGAUCCUGCAAAAGAGCAAACAAUGAAAUACUUUCUACUCCGUCUAUUUUUUUAUGUUAACUACAAAGAGCGAACACAUGGAGAUUAAUUAAAGAUCAUUUCAUCUCAUCAUACUUCCCCUCGUAAACAGAUGUAAUUAGACUCUCUAUUUAUUCUCCACCCAUUACAAACAGAGACGUUUCCCUUUUUCCUCUUUUCUCUCUGCUUUUUUUUGUAAAUAAUCAUAAUACCUCGAUUCAAAAAAAGAAAAAACCAUCAUGGAAGUGCUGGUGUGAUUUUGAGCAUCUGUUCACGUAGGCAGCAGUUUUGCAAAAAGUAUGACAUGGAAAUGAUGAUGAAUAAACGUUAGAGUAAUGGGUUUAAAACUAUCAAUGUCAUUAGAUGUUGUAUCAGUGAUAUUUGUCCUUCAAAUUGGCAGACACUCUCUGUAUUUCUCUCACGUUUUCAGGAUAAUUUUCCUCUUUUGUUACCCGACUAUGACAAAUGAGUAACCUGAUUCUUUCAUAAAUGUAGAAAUGACUAAUAUAGAUUCAUGCAUGAGUGAAGAAAUAGCAUAUAUAACUUUAUGUUUCUGAUUUCAUAUUGAACUAAAUGCAGUUGCUAAAUUGGAUUUGACAUUUUGGGAGUAAUACUGCUGCUGUGAUUCAGGGAAAUAUCUCAAAAUUUGAUCCAAACUUUAAUAUCCAGCAUAUAUUUCGCCUGUCUGAUUUAUUUAUCUCUCUCUGCAUUUCUCUUUCCUCUCUCCGUCAGAUGGUCUGAAUGCUUUCCGUGGCUUCCUGCAGUCUGAAUUCAGCGAUGAGAAUAUUGAGUUCUGGAUGGCCUGCGAGGACUUCAAGAAGACCAAGAACCCCGUGAAGAUGUCCACCAAGGCCAAGAAGAUCUACGAGGACUUCAUCCAGUCUGAGGGACCCAGAGAGGUGAGGGAUUCCCAACACUUCACCUAUUUGUAACAAGUUUAUCAUACGUAAAAAGUCACUGGUUAAGGGAUACAUUUUCAAGAUAAUCCAGAUUUUGAGCCCCAUCAGCAUUUCUCCAAUAACAAGCAGAAGUUUAAUGCAUAGAGUAGCAUGGAGGCCAUAUUUAUAACCUGCAAACCAACCUAACCCUAACCUCCAUUGGAAUGCCCUCCACAUAUCUUUGACAUAUGGCAGCUGCAGUUUUUAUCACGGCUGCGUCGUUUAAUCAAGAUCGUUUGCAGCAUUUCAUGAGAAACUUCUGUUUCUGUUCAAAGGGAGAAAAUUAAGAGAUUGGAUAUUUGCCUGUGCAACAAAUCGCUCGCAUGCAAAAGAGUAAGAGUCUUUGUUUAAUCAGCGAUUGAAUGCAUGCAAGAGAAAUACAGGCGCGCCUGUGUGUAAACAAAUGAGGUUACAGACAUAAUAUUCUGAGAUGAUGCACACCAAUGAACUGUGCACAGACGAGAUGAGACAUGGGGGGUAAACACUCAAACUUUGCACGUUUUUAAGAAGUAAAUCCAUCUGCUUCCUGUCUGAAUUUCACUGUACUGUGACAGCUCUACAUGAGCGUGUACGUUUGUUUGUCUUUAUCAUCGAUGCGCUGACUGUGAAUGACAACAUACAGCUGGUGUAGUUCUAUCCAAAGGUGAACCAGUCUUUCUGCUCGGGCUUGAAAAUUGAAUUAAUUGAAAGUUAAAUUGAUUGAUCCGGAAACCAACCAUUAAAAAAUUUAGGACCGUCAAACACAUUAAUUAAAAUUCUUCUUCUGACCUUCAUGGGACGUCAGUAAAUGCUGUAACAGUGGCGUUGUGGAUGGCGAGCAGAAACACAUCCUCGAGCUGAAAUGGACAGUAAAAUUGAAUUAUCAAGGACCAGGUCCGACGUCACUCAAAACCCCAAAAAAGUCAAUGAAGUUUGAACUUCUCCAUGCUGCUACGAACUCUCAUGAGUCUCAUUACAUAAUGUUAAAUGUCAAGUCGAUCCCUGUCUGUUUAAUCAAAUCCCUGAUGCACAAACAUGCAUCAGCGUCCAAAAAACAAAUGUUUGCAUAAAUUUCAUUCCCAGCCAACAGCUAUUACAAGCCUCACAAAAACAAAAUAUGGUGGUCACACAUGUUGAACAUAAAUGUGGUGACAUUUAUCAGGAUACGUUCAAUACUGGGUUGGUAAAAUGAGAAUUAAGUAAAGGCAAAUUAAACAGCGACAUAAAAAAAAUCACAUUUUAUUUUCCCAUGUACAUGAAAUAAGUAUUACAGCACUUAGGGCCACAGUAAAAAAAAAAAAUGACAGUUGUUGAAAUGAGAGCCAAGGAGCAUUUUGUGAAAAUGUACUUUAAGAUCAUUUUCUCAAACAAGGAGAUACUUAAUGUUUUGGCACAUCAGCACCACAUUAUCAUAAGUAUCAUAAUGAUUUUAUAAUGACUUUAUUCUCUUUAGUAACGACUCUGUUCUCAAAUUAAACGACUUCAAUCUCAAAGUUUUAAUUUUUUUUUUUUCUUAAUGUGGCCCUAAUACUCCAUCGUACUUAAUAGCACAAGUUCUAUGGGGCUUAUAAAACAGAUUAAAACUAUCAAUACUAAAAGAUUUUUUAUAAAGAAAACACUUUCUAUGAAGCCCAAAUACACAUUUACGAAUACAUUUGUAAUGCAUUAUAAUUUGCAAAAAGUGCUGUACGAUCAUGGCUGUGAGUUCUCACUGAUUCAUAGCUUAUUCUGAUGCCAGAGUAACAAUUUUCAUCUUGCCUUAAAACGAUACCAAACAAUAAAACUUCUGAAAUAGUUGGUUAAAUUCAGGGCUUCUGAUUUGGCAACACUGCUGGAAAUUUUGUGUUUUUAGGGCGACUUCUUCUGUUUUUUUUUUCAUGCUUUCAUUGAGAGGAUAAAUUUGGACUUUGGAAAUAAAAAGCAGGGAUCGACAUGGGAAAAAGAGCUGAAGGUUAGAGUGAAACCCGGGGCAGCUGCCUCAAGGGCCGCAUCCCCCUGCACAUGGGGCCUACGACCUCACCGCCGAAUUAAAUCAGGACCCCAAAAGUUGACUCAGGACAGGAUUUUAAUAUCCGCUGUGAUUUCAUGAAUGGGAAGUUCAACCCAAAACCUUCGAGUGCGACAGAUGGGAAUUUGCUUAUACUUGAAUCAGCUCCGUGUUGUAAACAUCAGGACUCUGAUUCAUGGAAACAUCUUGUCGCACAUGGGACUCGAUUGUGUUUGUUUAUACUUCAUCCGGAACAACCUUUGCGGGUUACAUAAGGGUCGAUUAAUUGCGCGGUAGCAUCCUUCCCAAACUGGAGCUGAGAUCGUGUGGAAAGUCCGAUCUCAUGCUCACACCUUCAUCUGCUUUAGCUCCACUUACUUCGUCUUUAACAUCUUGUCCUGUUGUCUCCCCCUUCAGGUGAACAUUGACCACUUCACCAAGGAUGUGACCCUGAGAAACCUGGUGGAUCUCUCCUCUGUGACCUUCGACCUGGCUCAGAAGAGGAUCUACGCCCUGAUGGAGAAGGACUCCUUCGGUCGUUUCCUGCGGUCUGAGCAGUACCAGGAGCUCCUGGUCAACUAAGCGGGAGGAGCCGGCGGGGCUGGGUCGGUUAGGGGGAGGGGCGUUUCAAACAGCAGCUACCUAAUAUGGACACAAAUUCUUAAAUUAAUCGUCUAAUAAACCACUUUUGUCUAACACGGUUUGAGUAUUCAAGACUUUUAUUUGACCGGGAUCCUAAAUUAAACUCUCCAAAUUGUACGACAAAUUUAACAAAGACUGCCUUUUGAAAUACCCCCCCUCCCCGACAGCAAACACACCAACACACAAAUAUUCAUGAUUAUCUAUACUAGUGAGGACCUAACAUUGACAACAGUACGUAUUAUUUCAGUAAAAAAACCUCACAAAAGGUAGAAGUACAACAACAACACACUCAAAUAUAUAAACACACAUGCAGAGUCGAGAUACAGAUACUGUAGAUGCAUCUUUCAAUUACAACACUACUGGCUUAGUGUCGUAGUUUGGCCACAAAUUCACGUCUUUCACAGGUCAGGUGCAAACUGUACGCAAAGUAUCGUCCUGAUAGUGUCCCGCAACUUGUGCAUCAAAGUGUUGUUGAGGCUACAGCAGAACCAGAGGUGAUGAUCUUCAUUCUAAAUUUUAUCCGCAAAAUAGUCACUAAAUCAGUUUCAUCAGUUUUCUGCUCCGGUUAAUCUACAACAGCACAGGUGAAAGGAAACAGGCGACACAUGCACAUAGAUCUGUUUAUUUUCUGCUGACCACCUAGAUCAUCAUCAUCAUCACCAGUUUAAUACUGUAUGUCUUAUCACUGCAGCAGCCUGAACAUGAAGAUUAUUGUACUCUGCUUUCUUGAAGUAUCUUGAAUUACCUCAGAAUAUUAUUGUGGUAGUGUGGCUGUUGUGUUCUUUGGUGUUUGUUUAUGGAGAGAUCAGUUAGCACCAGCAUGCAGUUGGGAGAAAUAUGGAACCACCAAGAGGGACAAUUUGGGUCUAAACCUAAAGAAUGGUAACUAAAUCAAAAUAAGUCGACUUUCUCUUGACAAAGAAGAGUUUUCUUUUCUGUUUUUUGGCUCUCAAUUUCUCAUGCGAUCAAGUCAAACUUUUAAAAGAUCUACUGGACAGGCACCGACUUAGUUUGGGCAACACUUUGCGGCACAAGUAUCAAGUGGCUGCAGGAACAAUUCAGGCUAGAAAUCCAGAAUUCGACACAGACACAAGGAGUAAAACCUUUUAAUAUUGAAUUUGCUGAUGGAAUUCGACUAUUUUGCUCAAUCAUGGCCCAAAAAGGUUUGCGAUGUUGUGUAAAUGGAGAACUGGUUUUAAUCAAAAACUAACAUUUGUUUUGGGUCAAGUCCAAAAAAAAGCAUAUUCUCCAAAAGUCCAUCUAAAAACUUCAAAACCAGAUGAUCUCUUCAAAAUACAGUAAACAGUUGGACUCUUUUUUCCUUGCCUUGGGCACAAAGUAACCUCCCAGAGCUUUUUCACAGAACGGCUCAACUUUAAGAGGCUCUAAGUGAAGAGAAACGGAUAAACCCUGGUUAUAAAUCGGCGGAUUUAUUAGAUAGUACCCUGCAGAGAACUGUGAUUUAUCAUUUCAGUAAGCAGACCUCAAACGCAGCCUUCAUGACCUUUUACAUGCGUCCGUGCUUGACACAAGACGAUCACGUGACUCACUCAUUGUCUCCUCAACUCUCUCACACUCUUUUAAAGUAAAGUUUGGAUUUUCACCAAACCCCGGGUUUUAAUUGGGAUGCAUCCUGUGAGAGUCAUCUCUGAGAACAGUGCCGGCUGGUUGGCUCAGUGGUCGAGCUCCUUGGCUACCACUAAAAUGCAAGUUGCUAAGAUGGGAAAACCUAGUGGGAGGGAAUCUUAUUAAAAGAAAGGAACGAGCAAUGGUUUAAACAGAGAGGUCUUUUUUUCCAUGUGAGAAAUACCAAAGUUGGAUGCAUCCGUGCAGAGUCACGAAAAAGUCCUGACAUGGUUUCAGUGUUAGGGAAACACAAGUUAAAACUUUAUAUGAUGCCAACCUUAUUUGAAGUCUAGAAAAGCGAAGGAAAGGACAGCACCAGAGGUUGUUUUAAGCCACAUUAAUCACAAUCACACUUGUCUUAUAUUCAACGUUUAACACUUUAUUUUCCACUUCUUCACAAUGACAAUAAAUGCUGGUGAUUAAAGGGGAUGUGGUGGUGGUGGAUUUGGUGACGGUGUUCAAGUAUAUAACCUUCAGCUGAAUGUAGCAACCAUUAAGUGUGAUUAUAUAUUUUACUGCUUUUUUAUAGUAGAAAACAUAAGUAGAAAUGUUUUAAACGACACAAGAGUAUUGUUAUCUAGAUAUUCAGCACUUUAUGAGUCCUUAUUGUUCACAGAACUGAAUCUAUUUCACUCAAAUACAAAUUUUUAACACUUGUAGUGAUAGUUUACAAGGUAUAUUUUAUAACUGCAACUUGUUUUUUCAUCUAUAACAAAGAAAAACAUCAGAUUAAAUGGAGAAUAUGACAUUUAUGUUUUAUCAGUAAGGGUUUAUGAUGGCACAGAUUGGCCAGUCUGGUGUCAAAACCUUUAAUGUCAACAAUCACGCCUCAAAAUAACCAAUAAGGGCCUCAACAGUGCUGAGUAUGCAUUAUUCAAUGUAGCUUUGCAUGUACGUUUUGGAGUGGUCCACAUAAAAAUAUAUAUGCUCACAAUUCCUGAAGAUGUAUUUAUUUUUCCAUGUAAAUACCAGCUAUUUGCAAACAAUUGUGUCUAAGUUAUUCUUAAAUACAACGAUGGAGUCCUUGAUUCUUUGACAGAGUCCUUUCCAGAUCUCCAUUAUAAGAGUGUUUUAAACCAACAACAUAAAAGAGGAAACGCUUCAUUUUCUUUUGUCACUUUGUUUUUCUUCAUUCUUUAUCUGGUGAUUUUAAUGUGUGGAGAGAAAGAAAGAAAAACACCUCAUAGUUGAAUGUUUGAAACUAUAAUGACAAACUAAAAUGUAUUUGAAAAAACAAGGGCAAUGCAAAAUGUCAGGAGGUGACCAUGAAUAUCUGGUGUCGCUCAUCGGGAUGUUUCGUGUAUAAGAAUCAGGCUCUCAAAUGCAGCAAAUUAGAUUAUCCAUGCAUUGUCAACAUCAUAGCUCACUUUCCUCUUUUCAGUUGUCAAACAUUUAUUUGUUCUGGAAGGGGUAUAGAGUUUUCUCUCAUUUCCAAUGCCGUUGAGAUUACAACAGUCAAAGAAGCAAACAUAUCAAAUUUACAAAACAAUGGAAUCAAAUUGGGGGCGUGCUAAUCAGUCUCAUCCACACCUGACUGUUGUGCCUUUACAUAUAUUAUCAUACCAACAACUAAGAUUAAAAGCUAACAAUUUAUCUGCUAAUAUCUCAUUUGUAAUGGGACACUUCAUGACAUCAAACGUGCCUGCGAUCUAACUCGAGAAAAUUCAGCAAAAUACCGUAUUUUUCGCACUAUAAGGUGCACCUGAUUAUAAGGCCCACUAUCAAUGAAUGCAUCUAUUCACAUCUAUUUUCAUACAUAAGGUGCACCAGUUUAUAAAGCGCAUUAAGCCAAACAAAACAGUCAGAUAAGUCAAACGUUAUUUAACUCAUUCAAUAACUCUGCGAGGCUACGGUAGAUGCAGUGCUCCGAAAAGCCAAAAGGAUUUUAAGUGCACCUUAUAGUGAAAAAAAUACGGUAGUAGAUUUUGAAGAGAGGGUGAGAUGAUGUUCUAGCUUAGCUAACAAGCUAUCAGCUAAAGUCUAUUUUAUUAAAUCUAGUCACAUAAUGUUGAUUGUCUAAUAAGUUUGUGUGAUUAAAAAUAACUUUUCAAGAACUUUAAAGCUCCAGAGAGGAGCUUUGUUUGUGACAAUUUUGGCGCCCCCCUGUGGACAAAGCAGUCCUUCUGUAUCAGGCAUUAAAAAUUUGGGUAUAAAAUGCAUCAGUGUUGUUGCUGAUGGUCUUGUUUACUUUUGUGUGAAAUAAAAAAGCAUCAAUAUGAAUUUCUGUCAAUUUCACAAACAUAAAAAAACUACUCUUUAA